AUCAUUCCAAACAUCAUCAACAGCUUCACUCAGCAGCUCUAACUCAACAGCUCCCGCAACAGCAAAACAUCAUUCAGUGCCCCACCAAACAGCACUCUUACCUAACCAUCACACAAUAGCCAGCGGCUCUUAUUCUUAUUAGCCCCUGCUCGCAUCAUCCAAGACGCCAUCUCCCACUCAGCAGCCUAGCGCACCCCUGCUCCUUGCCGAUUACGGCUUGUCUGCCUUGAGUCACAACCAGCAAAAAUUACACCAUCUUAACUGUUCGAGUCACCACCACCACCAUCCUGGUGCUACUUAUACAAAAUGCCAUCCACCACCAUGAACCGCCCCCCUCACUCCCCAUUCAACACCCACACCACCAAGCAAACCUCUCUGCGCAAGACCAUGUCCAUCACGCAGACCUACUACCUCGCCCACAAGGCCCGGGCCAAGCUGUCCACCGAGGCCGCCCGCGCCGAUCACGACCUCCGCCUGCUCGUCGGACACGCCAACCUCCUCGACAGCCUGAUGCUCGACCUCGCCGACGCCGAGCGUGAGCAGGAGUCGUGGUUCAACCAGUCCGUCCGCGGCGCACAGGAGGAGAAGAAGGACCGCCACGUCCAAUGGGCCGACUCGAUUGUCGAGGACCCCGAGGAGGACUGGAACGCCGACGACGCCUCCUCCACAUCCUCUUCGGACGAGUCCGAGUCCGACUCGGAAGAUGACUACGACAGCGACGAGGAGGACGACAUUGAGAUGGCCGACGUCAUGAGCCUCCGCCGCAUCUCCUCCACCACCAAGCAGAUCCCCAUCCUCUCCGUCGACGAGGACGAGGACGACAUGGAGGAGGACGACCUCGAGGAGGACUACGCUCAGCUCGAGCUCGUCCGCACAUCCUCUCACUCCAACUCCCCGCCCGAUCUGGCCCACGACUCAGACUACUCUUCGGACGACGACGACGCCAUGCCCCCUUCGCCUCCCAACACCAUUCUCACCUUUUCUGAGAAGGACGCCAAGCAAGAGCCCACCAGCGAACAGCAGCAACAACAACAAGACAGCCUCUACUCUGAGGGCUUCUACCUCCCCAGCAGGAACCCAGCCCGCCUCGUGUCCGCCAUCUCCGUGUACUAG
This is a messenger RNA of Verticillium dahliae VdLs.17, 1113 nucleotides long. RefSeq lists its product as uncharacterized. Bases 322 to 1113 code for a protein of 263 amino acids. Lineage: Eukaryota; Fungi; Ascomycota; Sordariomycetes; Glomerellales; Plectosphaerellaceae. The transcript has a single exon. The record is from RefSeq and is a predicted model, not a curated record.